AUGAGAGUACUUGUUGCUCGAUGCCAAGCCAAUCAAGACACCGAGGGAGAAGAUUCUCUCAGUGGACCAGCUCAAAAGCAACGAAUUCAGUUCUUGGAGAACAAUUUGGACAAGUUGACGAAGGUUCACAAGCAGCUUGUUCGCGACAAUGCCGAUUUGCGCGUUGAACUGCCAAAGAUGGAAGCUCGUCUUCGUGGUCGUGAAGAUCGCAUCAAAAUAUUAGAAACUGCUCUUCGUGAUUCGAAGCAACGUAGUCAAGCAGAACGAAAGAAGUAUCAACAAGAAGUUGAACGAAUCAAGGAAGCUGUUCGACAACGUAACAUGCGACGAAUGAAUGCUCCACAAAUUGUGAAGCCAAUCCGUCCAGGACAAGUGUAUACGUCUCCGUCAGCAGGAAUGUCACAAGGAGCUCCAAAUGGCUCAAACGGUGUGUUUAGUCAGACAUCUACACCUUCAACAUCUCGCAAUCAGAUACCAUCAAAAAUGACUAUUUCACAGUUGAUUGCAGAAAUUUAA
Caenorhabditis elegans is the source of this 516-nucleotide messenger RNA. It is a transcript of the gene ZC262.7, whose product is annotated as Kinesin motor domain-containing protein. The coding region runs from base 1 to 516 and encodes 171 amino acids. Lineage: Eukaryota; Metazoa; Nematoda; Chromadorea; Rhabditida; Rhabditidae. The transcript has 2 exons. The record is from RefSeq and is marked reviewed. Gene Ontology annotation, cellular component: cytoskeleton.